This is a messenger RNA of Stylophora pistillata, 1500 nucleotides long. Its product is annotated as 26S proteasome non-ATPase regulatory subunit 3. The record is from RefSeq and is a predicted model, not a curated record. Gene Ontology annotation, molecular function: protein binding; enzyme regulator activity. Gene Ontology annotation, cellular component: proteasome complex; proteasome regulatory particle, lid subcomplex. Lineage: Eukaryota; Metazoa; Cnidaria; Anthozoa; Scleractinia; Pocilloporidae. Gene Ontology annotation, biological process: ubiquitin-dependent protein catabolic process; regulation of protein catabolic process.
UUGGUUUGCAGUGUCAUGGCGGAUGGCUGAAGGAAAGCAUUGAUAAAUUAAAGCUUGUUUCAGUGGAAAAAGUAAAAAAGGUUAGUUUCGAAAAGAUUCAAAAUGGCAAAGCAAGACGUAGAAAUGAAAGAAGAACCUAAACAGAACGACUCCGCAGAAUCAGAAGAACCAAAAGCGGAGGUCUCGAAGGAAGAAAAAGAGAGACUCGUUUUGGAAGAUCUCAAAGAUCAGGUCAAGUACAUAGAAAAGUCAGUGUCAUCCAAGGAACCACGGUUUGUGACCCGUGUUCUAAGAGCUAUUCCAGCAACAAGGAAGAAGCUUACUCACGCAAUUCUCAGAAAGCUUAUUUGUGGCUUUUUUCCUAAUUCAUCAGUUGCAAGAGAUGGCUUGUUGGCUUUUCUUGAUGAGCCAAUGGAAUCAGAACUAGGAGUAGCAUUCAGACCACGGAGUGCCAGGUUGAUAGCUGCUGCAGCAUUACCAGAAGUUGAAUUUUAUUUUCACUUGUUGGUUUUGAUUCAUCUCAUUGAUACAGAGUGUUUUAAGGAAGCUGUUAAAUGCUCAGAACUACUGAUGCAGCGAUCUUUAGGACACAACAGGAGGACAUUAGACCCUCUUCUUGCCAAGUGUUAUUUCUACCAUUCUCGUGCCUAUGAACUGGUUGACAGACUACAAGAAAUCAGAAGCUUUCUACUGGCAAGACUAAGAACAGCUACUUUAAGGCAUGAUGAUGAAGGACAAGCCAUUCUUUUGAAUCUUCUCUUAAGAAACUAUCUUCAGCUGAACUUGUAUGAUCAGGCUGAGAAGUUGGUGUCAAAGUCGUCAUUUCCAGAGACAGCCAGCACAAAUGAAUGGGCACGAUUUCUGUACUAUACUGGCAUAAUCAAAGCUAUUCAACUGGAUUACUCAGAGGCUCACAAGAAUUUGCUGCAGGCCAUAAGGAAAGCUCCACAGCAAGCUGCUAUUGGAUUCAAGCAAACUGCACACAAGUUUGCUAUUGUUGUUCAACUGCUUCUUGGUGAAAUACCUGACAGAGCCACCUUUAGAGAACCAUUUCUGAGAAAAACUCUUGUUCCUUACUUUCAACUGACACAGGGUGACACAAGAAAUUUCAAAAUUGAUAAUAGAAUUGUGCUCUCUUGGCAGGCAAUUCGUGAUGGUGUAAUUGAUGCUACAAUUGAUCAUGAGAAAGGCCAUGUUCAAUCAAAGGAAAAUGUGGACAUCUACUCUACUAAUGAACCACAAGGAGCGUUUCAUCAGAGAGUUAGCUUUUGCUUGGAUCUUUACAAUCAGUCCGUCAAGGCUAUGCGAUUUCCACCAAAGUCUUACAGCAAGAAUUUGGAAUCACUUGAGGAGCAACGAGAAAGAGAAAAGCAAGAUCUUGAACUUGCCAAGGAAAUGGCCGAAGAUGAUGACGAUUUUCCCUAAUUCUCCCAGACAACUACUGUCUAUAACCCAUGUAGUGUUACUUUGAAGCCAAUAAACGCAUUUAUAAUUAAUCGA